Messenger RNA from Folsomia candida, 3825 nucleotides. RefSeq lists its product as uncharacterized. The transcript is spliced from 7 exons. The record is from RefSeq and is a predicted model, not a curated record. NCBI's taxonomy places the organism in Eukaryota, Metazoa, Arthropoda, Collembola, Entomobryomorpha, Isotomidae. The coding region runs from base 315 to 3617 and encodes 1100 amino acids.
GGUAGUACUCUACAUUAGGACGACUGACGAUAUCAAAACUAGAGUCAAGUCAUCUGAGAAGAAGACGCUUAAAAGUCAUCAUGAGUAUUAGCCAUUGAGGUAUCGAGAACUGUCGUAUCCUUGUCAAAUCUCACCCUUCUGCUUUCUGGGUUAAAUCGUGCUUUGUGCUUGUGGCUUUGAUACGAGAAGGAAGCUCGUUCCAUUUAAUAUCCCAUAAACCUCAUGAAAAGUGAAAUACUUUCAUAGUGCAUAAGGCGUGUGGGUUUUUUAUCAAAAACUCCUGAAAAUCUGCAGGGUCUCAUGUCUGCUCAAAAAUGAAUAAAAAUAGCAAUUUUCGAAAUGUUCUUGAAACAACGACAGUGUUUUGGUUCUACGUAAUACUGGUUUUAUUAAGUGGGACAGUAAACACAAUUGAAGGGGAACAAUUGCCUCCGCCUUCGGCUAGAAUUGUGCUUAUCAAUUCGGAUUCUGGCCGAGCAGUAAGAGGAGUCACCGAUAAAGUGAAUCACGAAGUUAUACUCACAGUGCCCACAGCUUAUCGACAAGCUUACCUAUUUGAGUGCAAUGCAUCAUACCCUGUGGAAUGGAACUAUUUUGGAGAAGGGGCCCCAACAACAAAUGCUGACGUCGGGCGACAUUUUACGGACUUUUACAAUGUGAAUAGCUAUACAUAUCAAGCAGUUCUGUUCUUGCCGUUCUUGGAUGAAUUGCAAUCUGGACGCUAUGUGUGCCGUGGAACUCAUUCCGAGCAAGAAAAGCUACAAAUCCAUUACGAUUUGUUUGUCCCAGGAAAUGGGACGCACAUGCUGAUAUCAAAUGCAGAAAAGAAAGUAUUUGUGGCAGAAUCAAAGUUGAUGACGUCACUUCCAUGUGAAGUUACCGAUCCUUCAGUCACCGUUAAUCUGUUCAAGGAAAAUGCUUGGGGAGCGUUUUUAAAACUGGAAAUGAACGACUCCAUCAUCUUCCGACCUCGUAAAGGAUUUAUACUCAAGAUGCACGAACUUCCCGAUCCUUUCGGAACAUACAUGUGCAUUACACCCGAUAAUAAACGUCGCAGAAAAAUUCACUUGAUUCCUGAGAGAUUUCGUGAGAAAUACGAUGACGCGCACAUCGUUGGUGGCGAUGAUAACCACAAAAUUCACCUCUCAUACGACUACGAGUACAACCGGAUGCUCUGCUGCAACACUGCUGGAAACAAUGCACUUGCACCAAAGCUUCAGUGGGCUGACUGCGGUUCAGUUUUGGAUUGCAAAAUAAAGAGCGUCUGCUUUGAGGAGGACCGGUGUGGGGAUAUUCGUCAUAGGUGGGCGGAUCCAGGCCCACUUCCAAGGGGCUGUGCAGGCUGGAAGCUGAAUGAUGGAUCCGAAGGGGACCAUGGAAUUCUCAAAUGUUCGACCCCUGCCGUUACGCAGUAUCAACCCUUUUUGUUAAACAGGGGCAAUAUUUUUGUGGAUUUUGAAGCAGCUCCACCCUCAGAAUCUAUUCUGACUAUGGCGAAAUUUUCCCCUGACCAGAUAUAUUUAGGCAGUGAAGUCGAAUAUCUAUGCAACAGCACAAGGUUUUAUUUUUCGUUCGGAAUUCGUUGGGCUUUCAAACGUGGAAAUGAUGAUAUUGAGUUCAUUGGAGAAUCUUCGUCCUAUAUUGUGAAGGAUGAGUACCCUGUGAUGUCUCACAUGCGGAGAACAAAGUUCAGGAUCUUACACCCUGAUAUCAAAGCAAUCAUUUGCUUCGUUCCAACCACUUCUGCGACUGAAUGGCGAACAGUAUCACUACCAAUUUCAAUCAGAGAGCCCUUCCAAGCGCCACCAAUAUCGCUCAUUAAUAGCAUCCACACCCAGCGACCGUCUUUGGAAUUUCUCAACAAUCGAAUCCCCUAUCCCUCCGCCUCUCAUCCUGGGUCUGUGAUUGAGCCUUACAGCACAAGUAGACCAACCAUACUUCACAAAAGUCAUUACUCCAUGGAAGUUGAUCCCACACCUAGUAUCGACAUUGAUGAAAUCAUGUCGUUAGGAGGAGAUAAACCAAUGGGACAAGAUGUCUCAAAAUUGGGCUCAUUUUCUCCUCAUCCUCUAUACAGCAAUAAUGCAGAAAAUAAGGAACAUUCCCCACUAGCAUAUCCACCUCGACUGCCGUCAAUUGACCAUCCUCCAUCUAAAACCAUUUCACGCCAGCAACUAAACAGCCAAAGAUAUCCUCCACAGUCCACUCAUAAUCUUGCUCAUACUAGAUUUCCGCCUGUUCUCCUUCCUACUAUAACUCCAGAACCUAUAAAGGUCUCAAGCCCUUCUCAACCGGAAAUAAUAACUCUGGAUAAUAUUAAAAACUACAAGACGGAAAAAUAUAACUUUCCCUCACAAGCGGAAAUUCACGAGGCAAACAUGCGGCAUCGCUACAAGCUACAAAUGCACCAAGAGGGGAAUAUCCCAUACACAACAACGACUCAAAAGACGGUAUGGACAACAACCACUCCGACAACCACUGUCGCCCCACUUUCUCGCUACCAAAGUAUUGGUGCUCAAAAAUAUUCACAACCCUUUGACCCCUACUAUGGGCACCAUCAUCAUCGGUACGACUUUGACGAAAACAACAGCAAAAGGGAUGAGAUUCCCAGAUAUCAAUCUGAUUUCAACCAGCAUAAAGAGUACAAGGUUUCCACAAAGUUGGAUAUGAGCCCCCAAACAUCAAGCUCAAUGGAAAUGGAAAGAAGGCAUUCUAAUGGCGGAAUAAUUUCCCACUCUGGCGAUGAUGAAUAUCGAAAUCUUUACAAGCACCAUCACCACCAAUCCCACUCAACGCCACGCACAACCCAACGACCUAUCCACUACUUUAGUGACAAUCUGCCGUCAACAUCUGAAAACGAAAGUCUAGAAACUUUUGGAGCUCCGACCCCAGUGCACAUACCUCAACACCAACGCCAGCCGGUUAUUCACUUUGACUCUCGUGAAAAACAGUAUGGUCUCAAGGAUCCGCUUAUCCCAAAUUUUUCAAACAAGUUGAACAUGAAGGGGAAAAAGUCAUCGAUUGAGACUGACCAUUCUACCGAAGAGAAUCAUGCUCAUGUUCAUGCAGCAAAUUACCAGCCCACGCCAACAACUUGGGAUCGCAGUUACCACGCAAGUAGUGAUGAUUCGAAGCUAUUAAAAUCUCCGGGAGAAAGUCAUCUGGGAAUGGAUGAUCUCGAUGAUUCAGGUCAAUAUUCUUCGGAUGAUUAUUAUCUGAGUUCUUUAAUGUCGAGACGAAAAUCUCAGUCGCCCCAUCAUAAGAGCACAAAUAAAGCUUAUCGGAAUAAGGGUAGUAGCAGUUCUAGUAGUAGUAGUAGUAAUAGUCAGAAGGGAAGUAGGUCCAGUCUUCGGCAGAAUGAGGAGCCCUUGGAUCGAAGUAGAUACUCAUCAGGGUCAGAUUAUGAGGGGGAAAGGGAUAAGUAUUACUAUCAUAGAUAUGCUGAUUCGAAGGGGGCAAAGAAAAUUGAUCCGGGUGCUCAGCAAGUGGUAACAAGUCAUUCACUACCAACCACACUAAUCGGACCUCAGCAACUGAAUACAUUUGGAGAAUCGUCGAAAAGUGCAAGAAGAAGCGGAUAUCACUCAGAAACUGGGGAUUUUGUGGAAAUGAAAUAGUAUUUUAAUAUUUUAUUUAUUUAUUUUUAUAAAAGUACUACCAAUAUGUUCAUUAUUUGUAAUAAAGGCAUUGUACAAGGAACCACAUAACAAUUAACAUGUAUGUAAAUAUGGAAAUGUUGAGAUUACAAUAGAAGUAAACACGUAAUGAGUACGCCAAAUGUCUAUACAUCUUCCAAUAAUAAAUAAGUAGUAAUACUGAAAAAAA